Messenger RNA from Aspergillus ochraceoroseus IBT 24754, 1342 nucleotides. Its product is annotated as nucleoside deaminase. Gene Ontology annotation, cellular component: nucleus; cytoplasm. NCBI's taxonomy places the organism in Eukaryota, Fungi, Ascomycota, Eurotiomycetes, Eurotiales, Aspergillaceae. The transcript has 5 exons. The record is from RefSeq and is a predicted model, not a curated record. Gene Ontology annotation, molecular function: zinc ion binding; tRNA-specific adenosine-34 deaminase activity. Bases 259 to 858 code for a protein of 199 amino acids. Gene Ontology annotation, biological process: tRNA wobble adenosine to inosine editing.
AUCAAGUCCUUUCUUCUUCUCUGACUUUAAAUAUUCAGCGCUUUUAGCUCCUGUAUAAUUCUCUACUCAAGCACGUAUCACUCCCGAGCAGGCCUUUUUUUUUUGCGACACGAGAACUCGUUUGGUCAAUGCUCACCAAUUAGCUUGUCCAAAGCUACCCAGCUUUUGAUAUUGAUUGUGUUUAAGCUGCUUUCUGGCUCACAGUUUCACUCAAGCAUCAUUUCGAGGAAAACCUCUGGAAUCCUAAGCAUUGGUGAUAUGGAGCAAGUGAACGUUAUGCAUGGCCCGGAGGCAUCCCAGAUGCAGCCAGCGACCUCCAGACAGGCCUACUUUAUGGAGCAAGCUUUUGAAAUGGCUAGAAAAGCGCUUGAUACCGGCGAAACACCGGUAGGGUGUGUCCUGGUGUAUGAAGAUCAAAUAGUUGGAUCCGGUAUGAACGAUACAAACAGGUCCAUGAAUGGAACGAGACACGCUGAAUUUCUUGCCAUUCAGGAGAUGCUUCGCAAAUAUCCGCGAUCGGCACUCCAUUUAACGGAUUUGUAUGUGACUGUUGAGCCCUGCGUCAUGUGUGCCUCGGCCUUGCGGCAGUAUCGAAUACGAAGCGUGUAUUUUGGCUGUGGCAAUGAGAGGUUUGGGGGGACGGGCAGCAUCUUGUCAUUGCAUUCUGAUCUUUCGAUCGAUCCGCCUUAUCCUGUCUACGGCGGCUUGAAACACAAGGAAGCCAUAAUGUUACUACGACGCUUCUACAUCCAAGAGAAUGACAAAGCGCCAAAACCUCGUCCCAAAAAGAAUCGCGAGUUGAAUACAAAAUUUGACAAUGAUAUCGAAAGCGUUGACAAUACGUCAGUGGAAAAGUGAAAAUACAGCACCGAUUGAACUAGCCACCAGUCCUAACUGACAAAAAAUAACUAUACAAUUCCGUUCGCCUUGGCCACACGCACCAGUGGGUGGGAAGAGGGGUUGCGUCACAUUUAUGUUUAAGUAUACAGCUCCCUCAGUGAACGGCCGAGCUCAAGUGGUAAGACAAUCCAUUCCUCUCUGCGUCAAUCGAAACUUUAGGAGGAUCCGGCCUUUGCCAAGCGCUCUGCUUCAAGCUCCCGCUCCGCCUGUUGAUAGUAUUUGGCUGUAUCGACACCGUGCUUGUGCCAUAGUCAGUAUAUGGAUAGCGGAAUUAAAAGGAAGAUGCGGGGUCGGAAGGAAAUUGUCUAGGCAUCAAGAACCUACCUGGUCAUGGUUGACAAUGUUGAACCACGGAAGAACAUGAAUAAAGAGUUCUGAGUAACGCGAGUUUCUGGCGGCCACCCCUUGCAAGUAAGAGGAGACGGUUGAGGUACCAUACAAA